UCAACGCCAUAUUGGUUUCCAAGAUAAAAGGCUCCUGGGGGCACUUGUUUUUUUUUCUGUCAAAAAUGCCAAUUGAAAUGGAUCAAACGCAUUUCUUGACUGACAAGCUGAAAACAUUGGAAUGUCAAUCAAGGGGCAAAGAAGAAAGAAUCAUUGCAUUGGAGACUGAAAAUGCUAUGUUAUAUUUGAAACUUGCACAGCUCCAAGGAAUCUUGAGGGACAGCAGGGAAGAAACUGGGCACCUAAAGCGAGUUAAUGAAUCAGAUCAACUUCAGCGACAGAGGACUGGGGAAUCCUUAGCUACUCUUAGUGGCCAAGUUAAAGCACUACGAGAUGAAAUGAAGCAGUUGAGACUGGAUGCUGUCGCCCUCCCUCAUCAGUUUCAAGUGGAGUAUGAUAAUGCGAUGUCCCAGGCACGGUUGCAAACACAGAAAAUGAGACUCAAUUAUUCUAAUGUGUCAGAUAUGGAAAAAAAGAUGGUGGAUAUGGAAGCUGCACUGCAGGAGGCAAAUGCCCGACAUGCUAAAGAAAAGAAAAGAAGAAGAGAACUUCAUAAUACACUCAUGGAACUUCGGGGAAACAUUCGUGUACACUGUAGAAUCAGACCACUCAUGGAAUUUGAUGUAGGAAAUCAGGAUGUUAGCACAUUAGGAAGACCAGGGAGUUUGUCAGAAGUAGUUACUCAUGUUAUGGAUGAUGAAAAUGUUGUGGUUAAAACAUCAAAACACAGCAAAGUUUAUGAGUUUGAGAGGGUAUACUCUCCACAGGAGUCACAAGAAGCAGUGUUUGAAGAGGUUCAGCCAAUGCUGACUUCACUUUUAGAUGGGUAUAAUGUCUGUAUCAUGGCAUAUGGUCAAACUGGCUCUGGUAAAACUCACACCAUGCUGGGCAGUCAUAAGGAUGAGGACUAUCAUGUAACUACAGAGCCCCACCCUGAUGAAGGAAUCAUACCUAGAGCAACCAGGGAACUGCUGAGAUUGAUGGAAGAAAAACCUCCAGACACACACAGUGCUGAAGUAUCAGUGGUGGAGAUCUACAACAAUGACAUCCUUGACCUGCUCAGUAGUGAUCCCAGGGCUAAACAUGACCUAGUUACUAACACUGAUGGGUCCAUGUGUGUGCCAACUGUCACAUCUAGGCCUGUCAAGACAGUAUAUGAAGUGAUGAGCCUGGUACAGCAUGGACUGAAGGCAAGGAGGGAGAUUGCUACCUUGGUUCAUGAACACUCCAGCCGCUCACACCUGGUUGUCACUCUGACUGUCAGCAUUAAACCCAACAUGUUCCUAUUUCCACCUGCCACACCAGGGUCGCCCACUGAAGGAGUGUUUGCAGUGCCCCUUUCCCCAGCCCCCAGAGACAAACCCCCAAGGAGGCAACUUCCACCUCAACCCCAAGGUUAUACAGGAGCCAAGCAAACUAUCAGAUCCAGAUCACCUUCCCCUGUUCUUCUUGCUCAAACACCUACAGGCAGCACUGUCAAAACCAAGUUACAGUUGGUAGAUUUAGCUGGUAGUGAAUGUGUUGGAAUGUCUGGAGUGACAGGGCAAGCCUUGCGCGAGACAUCCCACAUCAACAAAAGCCUGUGUGCCCUGGCUGAUGUGCUGGGAGCUCUGGCAGAACACAGGGCACAUGUACCAUACAGAAACAGCAAAAUUACACACUUGUUGCAAGAUUCUAUAGGUGGAGAUGCCAAGCUGCUUGCCAUGCUGUGCGUUUCCCCAGCUCAACGUUAUGUGACAGAGUCCCUGCAGUGCCUUGGAUUUGGACAGAGAGCCAGACAGGUCCAAAGAGGGCCUAUAAAGAGAAAACUUCCUCCCUCACUGGAGAGAGUGGGACCUGGAGACAGCUCAUACAGUGGCAGGAAUUCCCCUAGGCCUAAAUCAGCUGGACCCCUUAGAACAUAACUGUAUUAUGGACAGUUGAUUUGAUCAUUUAAAACAAUAUUUGUUUUGCAGUGGAAAUUUAUAAUUUGAUCACACACACCUGGGUAGUGUUUCAAAUUGGAAACAAUCUUAUUUUAUACAGGAUAGACAUUAGUUAAUGUUGCAACCUGGGCAUGCGAUCAAAUCUCUUUAUUUUUAGAAACCCAUGACAUGAAUUGCGUUUCAUUUUAUUUUGUCUGGUUUACAAUUUUUAAAUUAAAAUAUUCAAAAUAGCGUAAGUGGCAGUGGAAAUAUUACAUGGGAACAAUAACAUGAGAUCUCGAUGACUGUCUCAGAAUAAAUGCAGUUCCAUUUUGUUUAGGCCAAGUUUUAAAGGCUAGAGGGUAAAAAUCUCAACCUGAAAAGGGCUACCUCAGAGUUUUUAUGAAUGAGAUGUUUGUUUGUAAAAUAAGUAUUUUCUGAAUGAUCU
Lingula anatina is the source of this 2352-nucleotide messenger RNA. Its product is annotated as kinesin-like protein KIF25. NCBI's taxonomy places the organism in Eukaryota, Metazoa, Brachiopoda, Lingulata, Lingulida, Lingulidae. Gene Ontology annotation, molecular function: microtubule motor activity; ATP binding; microtubule binding. Gene Ontology annotation, cellular component: microtubule cytoskeleton. Gene Ontology annotation, biological process: microtubule-based movement. The record is from RefSeq and is a predicted model, not a curated record.